AGAUAUUACAAAGCCAAAGUGCUCCCUCGACCCUCUAGUCGCGAUAUUUAUCGCUCUGAAGACUUUGCGACAGCACAGGGCUGCAUACAGAGCAUUGACAGGAGACCCGGCUGGCAUCCGAAAGCGUCAUGGGAGCGGGAACAACUCCGAUCAUACCAGACCUUCAGGGCAAACGUGUACUUAUCACUGGUGGAUCUGCGGGCAUUGGCAAAGCGGCUGCUCAUCAGUUUGACGCCAAUGGAUGCCAUGUCGCGGUGCUUGGGAGGAGGCUGGAGCGCUUGGAUGCAGUGUCAAAGCAGCUGAAGCAUGGAGUCUCGAUUGUGGCAGACCUGACAAAGGAGGAUGACAUGAAACGCGCUGUCAAGGAGGCCAUUGAGAAGCUGGGGGGCCUGGACAUUCUGGUCAACAGUGGCGGAGUCACCACAGAAGAAAUGAACGGCAACGAUGAGGCUGCCUACAUAGCUGCCUUCAAGCUGCACGUGACAGGGAACCUGACACUCAUCAGGGCAGCGGAGGAGGAACUGAUCAAGAACAAGGGCGCCAUUGUGAACAUAUCCUCAGUUGCAGCGAUAUUCCCCGCAGCAACAUUUGCUCCAUAUGGCGUGGCCAAGGCAGCACAGGACAAACUGACACAGGACCUGGCCUUUGAGUUUGCUCCCAAAGGGGUGCGCGUGAACUCCAUCCUCCCAGCUGCGAUCAACACAGAGGCAUUUGAUAACAUGGCUGAGAAGCAAGGAGUCCCCAAAGAGGAGAUCAUAGCAAAGCUUGCACCACACCAUGCGCAGAAUCGCGUGGCUGAGCCGGAAGAGGUCGCGGCCCCCAUCGUGUUUCUGGCAUCCAACGCAGCUUCUUUCAUCACCGGGGUCAACCUGCGGGUCGACGGAGGCGCUACCUUAGGGUACUGGUUCAACAGGGCGAGUAUGUUUGAGUGAGCAUGCUGGAGUGCAUGUUUGCAGUCAAUGUUUCCAGGAGUUACACUAUACUACAAUGAAUGACUGCUCGAUGAUGCCACCUGAUCAAUCGUUGAUUUCUGCAUAUGGCGUUCCUGCAAUCCACUUAGGUCAAAAUGGCAAAUACUAGCAGGUAACUGCUGAGGACAGCUAUGAUGGCACAUGCUAUGAAGGACUACCUUGAAGAUAUGGUGGAAACCCAGAGAACUUGCAAGAACAGAUGUUGUACAUACAGCCGCUGAGCACCACACAGGCGUUUCAUUCCAAAUGGGCAAAGACAUUUGCUGUCUCACAAGUAAGAGACUCCGAGGAUUUGCCGCGAGGCCUCACCCUUCUCUAUUUUCCACUGUCGCUAAAGAAGGUGCUCUUAAUUUCUUGAUCAGUAAAAGACACUUCACACUCCCUUUACUUAUGACAAAGCGGCCAUGAAAUGUGUAUUUAUUGACCAUUUCAAUGACUGUUUGACAGCAGUG
Coccomyxa subellipsoidea C-169 is the source of this 1423-nucleotide messenger RNA. RefSeq names its product NAD(P)-binding protein. NCBI's taxonomy places the organism in Eukaryota, Viridiplantae, Chlorophyta, Trebouxiophyceae, Coccomyxaceae. Bases 129 to 932 code for a protein of 267 amino acids. The transcript is spliced from 8 exons. The record is from RefSeq and is a predicted model, not a curated record.